Messenger RNA from Cherax quadricarinatus, 13663 nucleotides. The record is from RefSeq and is a predicted model, not a curated record. Lineage: Eukaryota; Metazoa; Arthropoda; Malacostraca; Decapoda; Parastacidae.
AUGAGGAUUCCCAAGAUGCCAGAACCAGUGCUACAAGUGGCUAGCUUAGAUGACGAAGUGCUGCAGGAGGAAGUAAAGGAAAAAACGCUUAACGAUGGCACACAUUACAAAGCCGUGACAGAACGCCGACGCAGCAGUGUGUCUGGUCUUCAGUACACGCUUCGCAGAAUGUCCAAAACAUAUCAGCAGCCAACUCACCAUCCAAGGUCAUCAGAAGAUGAGAUAUUAGAUGAGAAUGUUACUGAAGAAGAAACAGAUGAUGGGACUGUGGUCAAAACUGUUAUUCAGCGAUACCAGAGGCCUGAUGGAUCAGUAUACACUACACACAAUAUUCACAGGACUUUCAGUUCGCCAGCCCCUGUAACGUUUGUCGGAACUGAAGAUGAUGAACUUGUGGACCAGUCUGUUGAUGAAAAAGAGACUGAAGAUGGCUACAUCAUCAAGACUGUCAUUGAAAGACGCAGACGUUCAGAUGGUGUGCAAUACACAGUAGAACGAACAGAAAAAACAUCCAAAUUUGGUCCACAAGUUCACAUAAAGUAUAGAGGUAAUGAAAGUCCACGGAAACCUGAGGAAUUUGUUCAGUUAGGAAGUCCAGAUGACAUGGUGGUAAGCUGUGAGGAGAAUGAAUAUGAGGAAGAGGACGGCACCAUUGUUAAGAGUGUAGUGGAGAUCAGAAGGCGUGUGGAUGGCACAGAGUACACCACAAAGACCGUGAUUCGGUCCACCCCAGUCCUGGUUCCUGAGCGAGAAACGAGCUAUGUUGUCAUUAAGCAUGAGGGAGGAAAUGACGAUGAGGAAGUUGGCUUCUUUCCUUCACUUGAUGAUGAAGUUGUUUACACUCGUAGGAAAGAGGAAAUUGGUGACGAUGGGGAGCCCAUCAGCGUUAUUAUUGAAACCCGGCAGAGUAAAACAUCGGGAGAGAAAUACAACAUAACAAAGAGGGUUCAUACUAAGGAUGUUGUUUUGACUGAGGAAGGAGAAAAAGAAAUUCCAAAAACAAUAAUGAAAUCCACAUUAGUUGCAAACAUUGCUCCCAGUAAAACAACCAAACGUGAAAACAAGAAACCUAGCACUACUGAGGAGCCAGAGGAUGAUCAGGAUGAUGUUCCUUAUGGUUCUGUUUCAGCAUUAAAGAAUAGAUUUGUUCCAACUUCCAGUAAAAAGACAGAGUCAGCAGACAAACCAAGCAAGCCUGACCGUUUAAACACCUUGAAUAAAAAGAAAUUCUUUGAAGAUGCAGCUAAGACUGCAGGUGGAAGUUCACCAAUUCCCAAGUCAACUCCUAGAAAAUUGGAACCCAAAGACCGACCACGUGAACCUGACAAAGAUGCAGCAAAGAGAGAUUUACUGCCUGCAUUUUCAGAUGAUAAGGCAUCAAUUGAAGUAAAACUCCGCAUCGAGAAAGAUCAGGCGACUGUUGAAGAUGUGGAGACGCAUAAAUUAACGUACCAAACCAAGAAAGACCUACAGGAAAAACCGGACAUCUCUGUUGAAACUAAGGAUGUGGACAUUAAAGAUCUAGAUACAGAAAUAGCAAAGCUUGAAGAAGAGGAAAAGUGGCGCUACAAACAAGAUCAACUUGAGCCUGAAGAUAUAGAAGAGCCAGAGGAGGAAAUGUCUCCUGAUGAAGUAGAGCCAGAUGAAGAGGUAUAUUCACCAUCAGAAGAGGAGCCUGCAGAGCCACUGCAGAAGCCUGCACCAUCAAAGAAAUCUCCCACAGCCUCGAGAAAAACAAUAGAGAAACCCAGAAAGAUAGAAGAACCAAGAAAAAAGCGUGAGACGAGUCCUAGGAAGAAGCCCGAGGCUGAUGAACCAUCACGUAGAGUUCCUGCCACUUCCAGAAAAGUGCCUUCAAAGGAAGACUCGCCCACUAGGCGUGUCCCUGCCCCAAGGGAACCAAUUACACCCAAAGAAUCUACAAAACGUGUCCCAAAAUCCACUACUUCUCCACAGCGAGUUCCCAGCUCUCCUCAUCGUGGCCGCUCCCCCAACAGAUCAGGGGUGUCCACUCCUAGGGAUGUAACUCCAACUGGUCGCAAUUUCUGUAAAACACACAGGGAAGCAAAUGAAAAAGAACCUGUAAGCCCAACCAGAACGCAGAAAAAGCCACGAUCAACUGUUCCAACAGUCAAAAAGACUACUUCUCCUGAAGGAAAACCAAGAAUGAAUGGUGAUGUCAGACGUGUACCAACAGAGCCAAGGAUGAAUGGAGACAUUAACAAGAGGCCUGAAGACAGGACUCCAAGGACCAGAAGGCCAAUUGAGAAAUCCAGUGAACCAGAAAAGUCAGGUGUACGGCCAACGAAGCUCUCGCAGACUCCUAAAAAAUCACCAACAGCAAGGUCACCUGACAAGCGGGAGCCAACCAAAUCAUUGCCCUCUAGGACUCCUGACAGGAAAAGUCCAACAAAAUCUUCUGAGAGGGCUCCCAAGGGUAGAUCUCCAGAUUCUGAACAAAGGGAGAAACCAAAGUCAACUCUGUCUGUUCCAGAGUCAAGAGACCCUGUGGUUACACUUCCUGAAACUCCAAUGAGAGAGGAUAUGAAAAGACUUCCUGUAGAUGACGAACUUGGUCCUGAAAUUGAAGAUGUGUCUUGUGAGCCAGACUUACCAUACCAUACCAUCCAUAGACCCUCAAUUGUCCGAGAACCAUCUGAGCAUCCUGCUAUUGAUUCUCAAGAAGAGGCAUCUGAUUCUGCCCCUGAAGAACAACCUGAAUAUUAUGAAGAGCCAUCUGAUACAGAGCUCGAAGACAAAAAAACAGUGAAGAGCAGCAGGAAACCCCAGCAAGAACCUUCGCCUACAAGAGAAGAUGUCAGUAAGCCAAGGAAGACGAAGCCAUUGGAAAGUCGUCCAAGUGACAAGUCUCUUCCUCUUAAGGAUAGUGAGGUACCAAGGAAGAAACAGCCAGAGACAAGAAAACCAAGAGAUAGACCGUGGUUGAUAGAGAAACGAAGCUCGUUUGAAAAGAAGCCAAGUGAAACUAAGCCAUCCACUGUGAAGCCUGAUGAUGACAAGAAAGUUGAAAGAAGAAAACCAUUUGAGCAAAAACCGAGUGAAGAAAUUGUUAAAAAGCCAAAGGGAGGAAAGCCAUUGGAAAAACUUCCCGAUGAAGAAAUUUAUUCUUCAAGUGACAGUGAAGGGAAGGAAAAUGGUAUUACUGAAGAAAUAACGAAGGAGGUAAUAUUGCCGACCCAAGAAGCUCCUGAAGAUGAUAAACAGCCACCAAGGAAGACAGAAGAAAUAUUUAAGAAGCGAACUGAUUUUGAAAAGCCUGUUAUUUCUCAGAUAAUUACAGAGAAGAAUGAGAAAAAUAUUACCACAUCGGAUGUUGCAGCUAGAAGGUCUGUCUUUAAUGUCAAAAUUUCUCAACCUGACGCCAAAAAAGACAUUAAACCAACACGAAAACCUUCGUAUGAAAUCAAAGAAUCCGUAUUCUCUAAGAGGUCUUUGUUUGAACAGCCAAAACAAGAACACAUUCCAUCACCCAUAAGGAAGCCUUUACUUAAAUCCUCAGUCAAGAAAGAUGAUAAACCUAAGCAACCAGAGGAACGAAAGCCUGCCAAGGAACCAGUUAUAGUGCCCAAAUAUUUCCACCCGCUAGGUGAGAGUGAUGGGGAUGAACCUGUGGAAAAAGCUAUCCCAGAACCAGUAGAAGAAGAAGUCAGGAUGACAUCCAGUAAGCUUGUGAUGAAUGCCAUGGCAACAACCAGCCAGACUAACACAACUGAGGUACGUAGGGAAUCAACGAAACAAGAGCCACUAAAGAAAGAGAGAUCUCCUUCGCCCUACUCAAAGGAGCGUUCAUCACUGCCUCACAGCAAAGAAGGAACCCCCGUACCACGUAGCAAGGAAUCAUCUCCUGCACCAUUUGCCAAGGAGGGAUCCCCUACUAGGUUCAUCACAGGGAAGCCAAUAGACAGUGGGAUAAAUACAAACAAAAUUCGACGCAUUGAGCGCACUGGCAGCAACAAAAAAUUGCUAGAAGAUUUGGAAGUCUCAAGAGACAGCCUUCCUCAAUACCUCUCUUCCAUUGAGACUAUUUUUGAUGUCACAAUUCUCGAAAAUAUGUUAGAGAAAGCAGAGACAUAUGAAGAGCGACGUAUUAUUCGAGGGCAGUUGAGGAUUGCCAAACGACCAGGAAGCCGCACUACCACACCAUCAAACACCGUUCCAUCCAAGAAGUUCACUCCCGUCUCAUCUCAGCCAAGACGUCCUGAUGAUCAAAGGGCGACCAAACCUGAAGAUUCAGAGGAACCAAAUCUCUGUGACACAACACGGAAACCUCUCUCAAAAUUGGAAGAGCCUGACACCUUGCCAGUCUCUCAGCAACCAGAGGAGGACCAGCCAGCCUACACUACGUCUCCUGCCACGUCUCCCUCCAGCAUCCGUCGUCCUCGAAAAACCUCUAGAGAUUCCUUUGAGCCUGCAGAGGAACCAACACUAGAGCCUGCAGAAGCAGAAGAGCCUAGAUCACCCAGGAAAUAUAUUGAAGAUGAACCAGAGAAAUAUGAACCUGAUGAACCCAAAAAGCCAGAGAGACAAAUCAAACCUGAUGAGCCCAGGAGAUUUGGCCGAAAUAUUCAGCCUGAGGAACCCAGAAGGUUUGGUCAAAAUGUUCAGCCUGAGGAACCUAGGAAGUUUGGUCGAAGUGUUCAGCCUGAGGAACCCAGGAAGUUUGGCCGAAAUGCUCAGCCUGAGGAACCCAGGAGGUUUGGUCAAAGUGUUCAGCCUGAGGAACCCAGGAAGUUUGGCCGAAGUGUUCAGCCGGAGGAACCAAGGAAAGCUGAACCUUUACCUAAAGUUCCAGAGCCCAGCAAGCCUGGGAAGACACAGACUCAACCCACCAAAACUGCACCAUCUGACGAGCCAUAUUCAGAACCUCUUAGGUAUCAGAAGGGACAAAGCCGCACUCCAUCCAAACCCACUACAGAACAGUCAGAUGUGGACAAGAUUGUCAGCGCUUAUGGUGUUGGACCAACAGAUGAGAACGGCUUGCCACUCUUUGGUCUUAGAGCUCUGAAGAGACGCUCACCACCCACCACAUGUGUGAGCACUCCCAGGGAUGAGCAGACGGAGCCUACUAGCCAGGAGCCAAGACCUCAGGAGGAGCCACAACCGCACUCAGAACCAGAAGAAGAACCAAAAACAGAAGAAUAUGAGCCUAAGGACUCCUCUGGUAGACCUCUCUUUGGGCUUCGAGCUCUCAGAAAGCCACAACCUAUAACCUCCACAUCUACCACAGAGUCAGAGAGAACCACAACCGUUACUGAGAGACGAGAGACUGCUUCCUCAGUGAUGGAGAGCAGUCGUCUGGUGUCUAGUGUUGUCUCUCAGCGUCCUACUCAUACAACUGAGGUGGACAGCACAGAGUCUCCCCGGGACUCUGCGAGUCCAGAACCUGAGGACCUGGAUAGUGAGAGCGAGGAUGAGACGGAGUCCAUUGAGCGCUACUCUGAUGAAGAGGAAACUUCUCCUGGUUUGGUUAGAAACCUAAGAGAUUCCUUAAGGAAGAAGGAUCCCAGAAAGGAGCCUCGAUCGACCAGGCCUGCACCACACAAAGAUACUCCUAGUGGCCAGUCACCAGACACACUGAGCCGAAGCCCUGAAGAUGAAGUUAUUACUAGAAGGUCACAGCCACUGAAAGAAAUACUUAAAUUACACGAAUCUAAAGCAGUGCAAGAACCAACAGUUGUGGAGGAGUCCCCACGCCUCAAGCCUAAGCAGAGGCUGCGGGAGAACUUCGAAACAACAUCUGAAAGACAAGAUAGUCACCCUCACAAGACCUGGGACCUGGAGACUGACCUCACCACCAGGUCAUUAGACAUGAAGAAUAUUAUUGCCCGUCAUGAGACCAUAACAACAGAGGAGACACCUAGGCCCAAAAAAAUAACAGGAAUCUUAAAGAAGACGUCAAGCUCAAAUAUUCUCAGCACUGAUACACGUUCCACUCUAACUUCCGAAAUAACCCAAGAUAACAAAACUAAAGAAAUGACAAUUAAAGACCAGCUUAAUUCUACUGACGACAUCCUAGACACACUUACUGAGGACCAGAUCACAAGACUCUCAGAGGAAUUCGACCUACGAGCCCAGGAUGAUGGUGUCAUCAAGACUGAGGAGUCAGUGGAAGAGUUGAGUGGUGGGUACAGGGUAACCUCCAGGACAGAGGCUGAGCAUCCUGAUGGCUCUAAAUUUGUUAGAAAAACGUCCUAUACUGAGAUCAAACUGCAGCAGCCGAGUAAAGAGGAUGGUACCCUUCCUGAUGACCUCAAGGAUAAUGCACGCCUUGACACUGACCAAAGACAAAGAACAGACUAUGACAAGACAGACACACAUACACGUAUUUCACAAGUAAGAGCUAAAAGCUGGAAAGAAAGCACGGUUAGUCAAACAUCUGUGUCAAACUUGAAGAUUGGCCAGUUAACAAAAAUAUCUCCGUCAAAGAAAAGUGAACCCCGAAGGCCAGGUGAAGAACCUGAAACAAGAAGACCAACUAGGCCAGGUGAAGAACCAGAAACAAGGAGACCAACUAGGCCAGGUGAAGAACCAGAAACAAGGAGACCAACUAGGCCAGGUGAAGAACCAGACGAUACGAAGAGGAGACCAGGCAGGCCAGGUGAUGAACCUGAGAAUACGAAGAGGAGACCAGGUAGGCCAGGUGAUGAACCUAAGGAUACAAAGAGGAGACCAAGCAGGCCAGAUGAUGAACCAGAGGAUACAAAGAGGAGACCAGGUAGGCCAGGUGAUGAACCAGAUGAUAUAAAGAGGAGACCAGGCAGGCCAGGUGAUGAACCAGAGGAUACAAAGAGGAGACCAGGCAGGCCAGGUGAUGAACCUGAGGAUACGAAGAGGAGACCAGGCAGGCCAGGUGAUGAACCUGAGGAUACAAAGAGGAGACCAGGCAGGCCAGGUGAUGAACCAGAGGAUACAAAGAGGAGACCAGGUAGGCCAGGUGAUGAACCAGACGAUAUAAAGAGGAGACCAGGCAGGCCAGGUGAUGAACCAGAGGAUACAAAGAGGAGACCAGGCAGGCCAAGUGAUGAACCAGAGGAUACAAAGAGGAGACCAGGCAGGCCAGGUGAUGAACCUGAGGAUACGAAGAGGAGACCAGGCAGGCCAGGUGAUGAACCUGAGGAUACAAAGAGGAGACCAGGCAGGCCAGGUGAUGAACCAGAGGAUACAAAGAGGAGACCAGGUAGGCCAGGUGAUGAACCAGACGAUAUAAAGAGGAGACCAGGCAGGCCAGGUGAUGAACCAGAGGAUACAAAGAGGAGACCAGGCAGGCCAGGUGAUGAACCAGAGGAUACAAAGAGGAGACCAGGCAGGCCAGGUGAUGAACCUGAGGAUACGAAGAGGAGACCAGGCAGGCCAGGUGAUGAACCUGAGGAUACAAAGAGAAGACCAGGCAGGCCAGGUGAUGAACCUGAGCCCACUAAGAGGAGACCAGGCAGGUUAGGUGAGGAACCAGAAGAUACAAAGAGGAGACCAGGCAGGCCAGGUGAAGAACCUGAGCCCACUAAGAGGAGACCAGGCAGGCCAGGUGAUGAACCAGACGAUACAAGGAGGAGACCAGGCAGGCCAGGUGAUGAACCAGAGGAUACAAAGAGGAGACCAAGUAGGCCAGGUGAUGAACCAGAGGAUACAAAGAGGAGACCAGGCAGGCCAGGUGAUGAAAUAGAGGAUACAAAGAGGAGACCAAGCAGGCCAGGUGAUGAACCAGAGGAUACAAAGAGGAGACCAGGCAGGCCAGGUGAUGAACCAGAGGAUACAAAGAGGAGACCAAGCAGGCCAGGUGAUGAAUCAGAGGAUACAAAGAGGAGACCAGGCAGGCCAGGUGAUGAACCAGAGGAUACAAAGAGGAGACCAGGCAGGCCAGGUGAUGAACCAGAGGAUACAAAGAGGAGACCAGGCAGGCCAGGUGAUGAAAUAGAGGAUACAAAGAGGAGGCCAAGCAGGCCAGGUGAUGAACCAGAGGAUACAAAGAGGAGACCAGGUCGGCCAGGUGAUGAACCAGAGGAUCCAAAGAGGAGACCAGGCAGGCCAGGUGAAGAACCUGAGCCCACUAAGAGGAGACCAGGCAGGUUAGGUGAGGAACCAGAAGAUACAAAGAGGAGACCAGGCAGGCCAGGUGAAGAACCUGAGCCCACUAAGAGGAGACCAGGCAGGCCAGAUGAUGAACCAGAAGAUACAAAGAGGAGACCAAGCAGGCUAGGUGAUGAACCAGACGAUACAAAGAGGAGACCAAGCAGGCCAGGUGAUGAACCAGACGAUACAAAGAGGAGACCAGGUCGGCCAGGUGAUGAACCAGAGGAACCAAAGAGGAGACCAGGCAGGCCAGGUGAAGAACCUGAGCCCACUAAGAGGAGAUCAGGCAUGCUAGGUGAUGAACCAGAAGAUACAAAGAGUAGACCAGGCAGGCCAGGUGAUGAACCAGACGAUACAAGGAGGAGACCAGGCAGGCCAGGUGAUGAACCAGACGAUACAAGGAGGAGAGCAGGCAGGCCAGGUGAUGAACCAGAGGAUACAAAGAGGAGACCAGGCAGGCCAGAUGAUGAACCAGAGGAUACAAAGAGGAGACCAGGCAGGCUAGGUGACGAACCAGAGGAUACAAAGAAGAGACCAGGCAGGCCAGGUGAUGAACCAGAGGAUACAAAGAGGAGACCAGGCAGGCCAGGUGAUGAACCAGAGGAUACAAAGAGGAGACCAGGCAGGCCAGGUGAUGAACCAGAGGAUACAAAGAGGAGACCAGGCAGGCUAGGUGAUGAACCAGAAGAUACAAAGAGGAGACCAAGCAGGCCAGGUGAUGAACCAGACGAUACAAAGAGGAGACCGGGCAGGCCAGGUGAUGAACCAGAGGAUACAAAGAGGAGACCAGGCAGGCCAGGUGAUGAACCAGAGGAUACAAAGAGGAGACCAGGCAGGCCAAGUGAUGAACCAGAGGUUACAAAGAGGAGACCAGGCAGGCCAGGUGAUGAACCAGAGGAUACAAAGAGGAGACCAGGCAGGCCAGGUGAUGAACCAGAGGAUACAAAGAGGAGACCAGGCAGGCUAGGUGAUGAACCAGAAGAUACAAAGAGUAAACCAGGCAGGCCAGAUGAUGAACAAGACGAUACAAGGAGGAGACCAGGCAGGCCAGGUGAUGAACCGGGGGAUACAAAGAGGAGACCAGGCAGGCCAGGUGAAGAACCUGAACUCACUAAAAGGAGACCAGGCAGGCCAGGUGAUGAACCAGAAGAUACAAAGAGGAGACCAGGCAGGCCAAGUGAUGAACCAGACGUUAUAAGGAGGAGACCAGGCAGGCCAGGUGAUGAACCGGGGGAUACAAAGAGGAGACCAAGCAGGCCAGGUGAUGAACCAGAUGAUACAAAGAGGAGACCAGGCAGGCCAGGUGAUGAACCAGAGACCAUUAAGAGGAGACCAGGUGAUGAACCAGAGGAAAUAAAGAGGAGACCAGGUAGGCCAGGUGAUGAGCCAGAAACUAUUAAGAGGAGACCAGGUGAUGAACCAGAAGAAAUAAAGAGGAGACCAGGCAGGCCAGGUGAUGAACCAGAAGAAAUAAAGAGGAGACCAGGCAAGCCAGGUGAUGAACCUGAGGAAAUAAAGAGGAGACCAGGCAGGCCAGGUGAUGAACCAGAAGAAAUAAAGAGGAGACCAGGCAGGCCAGGUGAUGAACCUGAGGAAAUAAAGAGGAGACCAGGCAGGCCAGGUGAUGAACCGGAGGAAAUAAAGAGGAGACCAGGCAGGCCAGGUGAUGAACCAGAGGAAAUAAAGAGGAGACCAGGCAGGCCAGGUGAUGAACCUGAGGAAAUAAAGAGGAGACCAGGCAGGCCAGGUGAUGAACCAGAAGAAAUAAAGAGAUCAACCAGGCCAGGUGAUGAACCAGAGGAAAUAAAGAGGAGACCAGGCAGGCCAGGUGAUGAACCGAAGGAAAUAAAGAGGAGGCCAGGCAGGCCAGGUGAUGAACCAGAAGAAAUAAAGAGGAGGCCAGGCAGGCCAGGUGAUGAACCAGAAGAAAUAAAGAGGAGACCAGGCAGGCCAGGUGAUGAACCAGACGAAAUUAAGAGGAGGCCAGGCAGGCCAGGUGAUGAACCAGAAGAAAUAAAGAGGAGGCCAGGCAGGCCAGGUGAUGAACCAGAAGAAAUAAAGAGGAGACCAGGCAGGCCAGGUGAUGAACCAGAAGAAAUAAAGAGGAGGCCAGGCAGGCCAGGCGAUGAACCAGAAGAAAUAAAGAGGAGACCAGGCAGGCCAGGUGAUGAACCAGAAGAAAUAAAGAGGAGACCAGGCAGGCCAGGUGAUGAAUCAGAAGAAAUAAGGAGGAGACCAGGCAGGCCAGGUGAUGAACCAGAAGAAAUAAAGAGGAGGCCAGGCAGGCCAGGUGAUGAACCAGAAGAAAUAAAGAGGAGGCCAGGCAGGCCAGGUGAUGAACCAGAAGAAAUAAAGAGGAGACCAGGCAGGCCAGGUGAUGAACCAGAAGAAAUAAAGAGGAGGCCAGGCAGGCCAGGUGAUGAACCAGAAGAAAUAAAGAGGAGACCAGGCAAGCCAGGUGACGACAGCUUAGUUUCUAGUUCGAGUACUCCUGUCAGGAGAAGCAGCAAACCUGUCUACUCUAUGCCAGAGUAUCCUAGUAGAAGACCUGAAGAACUGGAGAAAACACCCAGUAAGAAAGUUAGUAAAGUGAACGAUAAGGAACCAGAGACUCUAAGAAGAAAACCCAGCAGACCCGAUGACAAAGAGUCUGGGAGAAUUGUCAAGAAAACAGACAAACCUGAGGGUAAAGAACGUGAGGGAGAGAGAAAGCCCAGCUGGGUUAAUGACUAUGGCAAGAAGACUGAGAAACGCAUCAGUACUUCAAGCAUAGAUCGAUGUGAUGCUGCUUUAAGGAGAAAGUCGCCAUUCUCCAGGAGGGGCCCCACGCCAGAACCGGAUGACGUUCAGCAUCGCAUACGUAAAACUUCGAAACCCAGAAAAUCUUCUGUGGACUCGGGUCAGCCUCGUCGAAGGACGUCCAGUGUGGACAUGGAGACCAGGACAUACAGCAUGCAGUCCCUGUCAGGCCUGUCUACUACGAGCUCUGUUCCCAGUUAUAUGAGGCCGAGGGGAGAAUCAUGCAGCUGUCGACGCCACACCCCUGAGAGAGACAUUCACGAAAUCGAAAACGCUCUUCUUAAUGCUUACCAGUACACCCGGUGCACCAAGAAGGUCACCAAACCUCCAGUGACCUACAAUUAUACGUACACCGUUACUCCGGAUCCUGCUGGCGGCGGCGGAGGAGGAUCGUAUUCUAUUUACUUUGGUCCCAGAGACAAACCUUCACCAACUGAACCUGGUCGAUCCCUCGUCCCUACUCCCUCAUCUCCCGCCAGGGACUCACCCAUCCAAGAUGCCCCUCACCCUCCCAUAGGUGAACCAACAGAUCGUCGACCAGGUGAACCAACAGAUCGUCGACCAGGUGAACCAGAUCGUCGACCAGGUGAACCAGAUCGUCGACCAGGUGAACCAGAUCGUCGACCAGGUGAACCAGCAGAUCGUCUACCAGGUGAACCAACAGAUCGUCGACCAGGUGAACCAACAGACCGUCGACCAGGUGAACCAGCAGAUCGUCGACCAGAUGAACCAACAGAUCGACGACCAGGUGAACCAGGAUAUCGUCGACCAGGUGAAUCAACAGAUCGUCGACCAGAUGAACCAGGAGAUCGUCGACCAGGUGAACCAACAGACCGUCGACCAGGUGAACCAACAGAUCGUCAACCAGGAGAUCGUCGACCAGGUGAACCAGCAGAUCGUCUACCAGGUGAACCAGCAGAUCGUCGACCAGGUGAACCAGCGGGUCGUCGACCAGGUGAACCAGCAGAUCGUCGACCAGGUGAACCAACAGAUCGUCGACCAGGUGAACCAGGAGAUCGUCGACCAGGUGAACCAACAGAUCGUCGACCAGGUGUACCAACAGAUCGUCGACCAGGUGACUGGAUUGUUUAUGCAGGUGAACCAGGAGAUCGUCGACCAGGUGAACCAGGAGAUCGUCGACCAGGUGAACCAGCAGAUCGUCUACCAGGUGAACCAGCAGAUCGUCGACCAGGUGAACCAGCGGGUCGUCGACCAGGUGAACCAGCAGAUCGUCGACCAGGUGAACCGACAGAUCGUAGACCAGGUGAACCAGGAGAUCGUCGACCAGGUGAACCAACAGAUCGUCGACCAGGUGUACCAACAGAUCGUCGACCAGGUGACUGGAUUGUUUAUGCAGGUGAACCAGGAGAUCGUCGACCAGGUGAACCAGGAGAUCGUCGACCAGGUGAACCAGGAGAUCGUCGGACAGGUGAACCAGGAGAUCGUCGGCCAGGUGAACCAGGAGAUCGUCUGCCAGGUGAACCAUCAGGUCGUCGGCCAGGUGACCCAGGAGAUCGUCGACCAGGUGAACCAACAGAUCGUCGACCAGGUGAACCAGGAGAUCGGCCAGGUGUACCAGAAGAUCGUUUGCCAAGUGAACCAACAGAUCGUCGACCGGGUGAACCAACAGAUCGUCGUCCAGGUGACUGGAUUGUUUAUGCAGGUGAACCAGGAGAUCGUCGACCAGGUAAACCAGGAGAUCGUCGACCAGGUGAACCAGGAGAUCGUCGGCCAAGUGAACCAACAGAUCGUCGACCAGGUGAUUGGAUUGUUUAUGCAGGUGAACCAACAUAUCGUCGACCAGGUGAACCAGGAGAUCGUCGGCCAGGUGAACCAGAUGAUCAUCGACCAGGUGAGCCAGGAGAUCGUCGGCCAGGUGAACCAACAGAUCGUCGACCAGGUGAUUGGAUUGUUUAUGCAGGCGAACCAGCAUAUCGUCGACCAGGUGAACCAGGAGAUCGUCGACCAGGUGAACCAACAGAUCGUCGACCAGGUGAUUGGAUUGUUUAUGCAGGCGAACCAACAUAUCGUCGACCAAGUGAACCUACAGAUCAUCGACCAGGUGAACCAGGAGAUCAUCGACCAGGUGAACCAGGAGAUCGUCGACCAGGUGAACCAGGAGAUCGUCGACCAGGUGAACCAGGAGAUCGUCGACCUGGUGAACCAGGAGAUCGUCGACCUGGUGAACCAGGAGAUCAUCGACCAGGUGAACCUACAGAUCAUCGACCAGGUGAACCAAGAGAUCGUCGACCAGGUGAACCAGGAGAUCGUCGACCAGGUGAACCAGAGAUCAUCGACCAGGUGAACCAGGAGAUCGUCCAGGUGAACCAGAAGAUCGUCGACCAGGUGAACCAGGAGAUCGUCGACCAGGUGAACCAGGAGAUCGUCGACCAAGUGAACCAACAGAUCGUCGACCAGGUGAACCAGCAGAUCGUCGACCAGGCGACUGGGUUGUAUACAGGGAUGAACCAAGAGGUACACCAUCGGGCCCCAUCACAGAGCUUGAAAUAUACGAUGUUGACACCCUCCGUGCACGCCAGGAUGGCUCCUUCGUUCAUAGGUCUUCCAGAGACACGCACGCAGACCAAACACACGUUUCCAGCCAACACUUUACCUCCUCACAGAGCACACAAAUGCAUGUAGACGACAGACGCAUGACCACCGAGCACAGCUAUCAGACUGUUGUCGGGGCUACUGACAGCCCGUACCACAAGCCUAUCACUAGUAUGGAGAAGGUCUCUCCACUUCAUCGUAUCUCCAGGCAGCAGCUGCAAGA